This is a messenger RNA of Scheffersomyces coipomensis, 1374 nucleotides long. RefSeq names its product major facilitator superfamily domain-containing protein. The transcript has a single exon. Gene Ontology annotation, molecular function: transmembrane transporter activity. Gene Ontology annotation, biological process: transmembrane transport. The record is from RefSeq and is a predicted model, not a curated record. Lineage: Eukaryota; Fungi; Ascomycota; Pichiomycetes; Serinales; Debaryomycetaceae. Gene Ontology annotation, cellular component: fungal-type vacuole membrane. Bases 1 to 1374 code for a protein of 457 amino acids.
AUGCAUUUAAUAGACUCCCUAAAACAAUCAAACAAUGAUAUAAGAAUCCUUUGGUUUUCGGUAUUCAUCCGUAUGACUAGUUAUGGCUUGACUAAUCAAGUUCUUACGUUAUAUCUUGAAGAAUUAGGGGUAUCUCAACAGAAUAUAGGUGUAUUCAUGACAUUAACUCUUGUGGGUGAUACUAUCAUAUCUUAUUUCCUCACUUGGUAUGCCGAUAGAAUAGGAAGAAGAGUAGUAAUGAUAAUUGGUACUGUUAUGAUGUUUGUAUCAGGACUUACAUUCACAUUUUCUUCUCAUUUUAUAUUACUUUUGAUAGCUGCUACAAUUGGAGUCAUUUCACCAUCGGGGGAUGAAACAGGUCCAUUUAAAUCAGUUGAAGAAGCUUCCAUUGCUCAUUUAACUCCGGAUAAUCAUCGUCCUGAAGUGUUCGCAUUUUAUGGUUUAUUUGCCACGGUUGGUGCUGCAGUAGGGUCUUUAUCUUGUGGUUUGUUGGUUGAUUAUUUGAAUUUACAAUUGAAUUAUGAUAUCGAGACGUGUUAUCGUGCUGUAUUUUUAAUUUAUUCGAUUAUUGGUGUUUUAAAGUUUAUUAGUAUGUUAUUCUUGAGUCAAAAGUGUGAAGUUAAUCAUGCUAGAAGAGAUUCAUUUAAUUUACUUAGUCAGGAAGUAGACGGCAAUGACAGUACUGAAGAAGAUCAAAUAGACGAGGAAGAUGAACAAGAAGACGACGAAGACGCGAUAGAAGGAGUAUCAUUUAAUUUUACAGGGCUUUCUCCAACCACACGAUAUUAUUUACCAAGACUUUUAAUAAUCUUCAUGCUAGAUUCUUUUGGAUAUGGUUUUAUGCCAUCAGCGUGGAUUAUUUAUUAUUUAAAGAAAACAUUUCAAAUAACUGCUAGUGGAUUAGGAACAUUAUUCUUCAUUACCAAUUCAAUUGAUUCAAUAACAACUUUACCUUCGGCUUGGUUAGCCAAGUUAUUAGGUCCCGUUAAAGCCAUUUUAUUUACUCAAGCUCCUUCAGCUGUUAUUUUCUUUUUAAUUGCUUACGUAUCUAAAUUCCCUAUUGUUGCUAUAUUAUUAGUAUUAUACUAUUCUGUAUCGACAAUGGAUAUUGUGCCACGUCAAAUAUUAUUGACAUCAAUUAUGCCUCAAGAUGAAAUAACGAAAGUUAUGGGGAUUGUUAAUAUUGGAAAAACAUUUGCUAGAUGUAUUGGACCAGUAUUUACAGGAAGAUUAGCUGCGAAUCAACUUUUGUAUGUUGGGUUUAUUAUUAAUGGGGUUUGUACUUUGGUUGCUGAUAUAAUAUUGGGAUUAAAUUUCUUACAUCUAGAUCAAGAAAUUUUAGAAAAGCAAAGUGUAGUCGUUAAUAUAGAGUGA